Molecule: messenger RNA, 1044 nt
Organism: Paramacrobiotus metropolitanus
Lineage: Eukaryota; Metazoa; Tardigrada; Eutardigrada; Parachela; Macrobiotidae
Exons: 4
Coding region: 1-1044 (347 amino acids)
Cellular component (GO): membrane
Source: RefSeq, a predicted model, not a curated record
AUGCACGAGCAAGCGAGGUUCAGUGCGAGCCGCGAGGUAACAGCCUCUGUUGCGGACGCCGAGACCAAAUCGGAUAUUAGUCCGGAUGAGAUUGGAAACGUCGCGACAGCCUUAUGCAUGGCGUCCUUCGCUCCCGCAUCAGCGAAGUCGUCUCCCAAAACCAGGCUUCCGUACGACGCCACCUCCACGUGUGUCGGUGAAGGAUCCCUCGUUAUCUCGCUGAAACGGACGAAAACCGACCAAGGCAGCGGCGGAGCAUUAGUUACCCUCACCGCUACUAACUGCGCCGUUGCCAUUGCCGCCCUGAUAUGCAACAGUGUGGUGCUUUUGGUCUUUCUUAUCCGCAGAGAACUGCUGACCUCGUUCAACCUGUAUCUGGUCAAUAUUCUCUUGGGUAACAUCCUGUACAUUUUGUCCGGUGCCUUACUCGACAUAGUGGCUGGGCUGUACCCGGCAUGGUGGCUGGGGCCCAGCUGGUGCAUUUGGUACACCUACGGUAUCUGGACGUUGGCUUGUAUCCCGAUAUUAUCCCAUUUAUCCAUUGCCUUCAACCGCAUCUGCGCGUUAUAUGCGCCACUGUUAUAUCGAGUUGCCCAGAGCAUGAAGGCUUCGGUGUUCGUUUAUGACAAUUGUGACCCCAAUGCGGAAGAAUCACCGUUUCUGCAUGUGUGGGAAUUGCUGAUCUUUGUCGUCAACAUUGUCAGCGCAAGUACAAUUAUUUUGACAGCACCUCUGGUGUUGUGCCGGUUACAAUGGCGCACUAGGGUGACGGCCGGCAAUGGUCCCCUUCAGCGUCUGCGAGCGGAGGAAAGCACCCGAAAAUGGCAGACUGUGGUGUUCUUAAUCUUAACUAUGAGUAUCUCUGUCUUCUGGACACCGCUGUUUUUGACAUUAACGGUGGCUAACUUUGUGGAAGUCAGCGGCGAACUGAUAUCGGGCUUGGCAAUUUUGUAUAAUGUGCAGAUGUUCAUGGAUCCCAUUCUCUUUAUUUGCACCAUGAAGGGUUUACGCACUGCUCUGAUGUCGUUGUUUUAUAUGGUGUAG